Messenger RNA from Talaromyces rugulosus, 1248 nucleotides. RefSeq lists its product as uncharacterized. The transcript is spliced from 2 exons. NCBI's taxonomy places the organism in Eukaryota, Fungi, Ascomycota, Eurotiomycetes, Eurotiales, Trichocomaceae. Bases 1 to 1248 code for a protein of 415 amino acids. The record is from RefSeq and is a predicted model, not a curated record.
AUGGAGUACCACUUUGUGCCGCAGGAAGAACGUGCGCGCGACGACAAGGGCAACCUUUUACCAUGGGGCUACGUGUAUCAAGAUGAGACUCGGAACCCGCGACGACCUCCGGAAGAGUCUGGCCCAUUUGGACGACGACGAAAUGCUCGCUAUGACCACGCUCGAUCUCGCACUCGGACUGGCACGCCCGCCAAAAAGGAGAAUCCAAACGUAGCUGAGUUUGGCCGACUAUUUGCACAGCAACAGGAAGAGGAUAAGGCAGCGCACACUAACCUCCCCAAAUCGUCAUCUUCAUCCAACCUCGAAGGGUCGAGGAAGCCCGUUGAAAAAGUCGCGACUGAGUGUAUUCUGUAUGGGUACAAGAACAAGGAGACGGAGUGGAAGGUUAUCGAUAAAUACGAGCGUAUUUCGCAAGGCUUUGUUUGCGAAGACUAUCCUCGCAGCGAUCCCAGCGUCUCCAACAAGUUUUCUCAGCUCCUCAGCGGUGGCGACGUAGUUAUACGGUCCAAUCUCUCUGCCGAUGCGAACCGCAAAUCCAAACGUUAUGCGGGUGGUCUUCACUGGAUUAAGGUCACCUUUGACUCGACAACGGCCGCUGAUCGCGCCUGCUUUUACUCUCCCCAGGACGUCGACGGCCAUCUUGUGUUUUGCGAACUGUAUCACGGACAAGGUCCUGCGGAAGAUAUUCCUAUGCCAAAAGAAUCGUCAGAGGCUACUCGUACACGGUCCAAGGCACGUCACACGCACACGCUCACAUCUUCUCACUCGGCGGCAUUCCUCCAGGGUAGGGAGCUGGAGAGGUCAACUCUGCCUAGAUCUUUUGCCAUGAACAAUCUAAGCGCGGUCAGCGAUAUUGACGAAGGGGAUUCGCAGUUGUCUACUGCAACCGCCAGCUCAGCGACCGCAACCGCAGUCGAACAGCCCCCAGCUAUUCGUCAACGCGCAGUUCCAGAAACAACGACUGAGCCGAAGCCAGAGUCGGAAUUCAUGACUCACAUUCCCACAGUUCGACGAGCAGUUCUCCGUCCAGUUAAUGAAGCCCUCCCGCCUCAGCCGACCCUGACUGAGCGUGUUCUUCGCUCUAUUCCGAUCCUCAGUUGGUUCACCGGAGAUAUCGUGGGAGAUGGCCCGCAGUUUGGUGACGACGGUGUUUUUGAUUAUACAAAGUCGAACUUUUAUUGGCGUUUCUGGUACAUGAUUGACCAGGUCCUGGGCACCGACAUUUGUGGGCUGAAAGAGGAUUCAUAA